Molecule: messenger RNA, 1442 nt
Organism: Panonychus citri (citrus red mite)
Lineage: Eukaryota; Metazoa; Arthropoda; Arachnida; Trombidiformes; Tetranychidae
Product: myelin transcription factor 1-like protein
Exons: 4
Coding region: 194-1420 (408 amino acids)
Biological process (GO): regulation of transcription by RNA polymerase II
Cellular component (GO): nucleus
Molecular function (GO): ATPase activator activity; RNA polymerase II cis-regulatory region sequence-specific DNA binding; zinc ion binding
Source: RefSeq, a predicted model, not a curated record
UUUGUUUUGAUUAAUUGAUUGUGUUUGCAAUUGUUUAAGAUAAUUUUCUCUUUUUCUUUUCAUUUUUCAUGUAUUGUUCAGUUGUUCGUAAUCUCAUCUUUCUGUUCAUUUAUUGUCUCAACUUUAGUUAACUAAUCUAUUGCCAUCUAUUGGGAUUUGGUUCAUAGGAAGAAAGAGAUUUCAAAAGUUCAAAAUGAUUAGAGAUGGGAAAGAAUUACCUCAACAAAUAUGUCCGACUCCAGGAUGUGAUGGAAUGGGACAUAUUUCUGGAAGACAUGCAACACAUAGAAGUCUAAGUGGAUGUCCUCGUGCUGCUAAAUCUCAAGCUCAACAUGUCGAACUCAAGUGUCCAACACCGGGUUGUGAUGGAUCUGGUCACAUAACCGGCAAACAUUCCUCCCACCGUAGUCUAUCGGGGUGUCCGAGAGCAGACAAACCAAAGAAAUCUUCCUUGAUUAGAAAAGCCAUUGUUGAAGAAAAAACUGUAGAGAAUGAUAAGAUAGAAGGAACCAUCGAAGAAGAGAACGUUGUGGCGGAAAAUGUUCUAGAAGAUGAAGAAGAAGAAAGUGCAGAGGAAAAUAUUGCAGAAAGAGAAAAUUUGGAAGUAAAAGCAAAUUUGGAAGAACCAAAAGUUGUUCACAAUAUUCGUCCAACAAUAAGCUCUGACAAUUCUGAACAGAACAUUGUAAAGAAAGAUAAUUCCUGGAAUCCAAUUUUUAUUAUUUUAAUUGCCGCUAUUGGCCUAUUAAUAGCAGUCUCUUUCACGAUGACACAAACUGCGAAAAAUCCACAAAAUGACAGAUUAAAACGAUGGGAAACAUCCUUUUCUGAUCUGGUUUCCAGAUGUGGAUCAGCUUUACCAAAUUUAAGCCAAAAAGUGAUAAAUAAAAGUGUCCGAACGAUUCUAGAGAGAACUGUUCCUUCUGAAAAGUACAAUAACAUCGAACCUGCCGUUAUCUUACUCGUUGGAUCUAACCAGAACUCUCAAGCAGUUAAAUGUCUUUCUCUUGGUUUAUCACAAUCAAUUGCAACAAUUUUCGAAGAAGAUCAAUCGCCAAUCAUCAAUGCUGAUAAUUUAUCUAAACUUGAUCUUCAUAAUGAACUUCAUAAAGUAUUGGGAUCCAAACAGUUACAUUCUGUCGUUCUUGAUGGAAUCGAGCGUCUAGAUGGAAAUGCCGCUUUGUCUUUACAUCCUUUUACCGAUCACGACAAAGCUCUUUAUCUUGAUGUUAUCAUAGUUUUAACCGCAUACACGGACACUCGUAUUACUAAUACAAGUUUACAAGUACAACAAAUUGACCAAAUUGCCAACAAUCUGCUUGAAUUUUCUUGGGGCACAAUUUUACCCUCUGAACAAGUCGCUGGAUUAUUGAGUAGGGUGACAUCAAGUGUAGCAAUAGUUUCGGACACAAGUGAAUAAAAAUUUUCUAUUUAUUUGUCAA